Scedosporium apiospermum is the source of this 939-nucleotide messenger RNA. RefSeq lists its product as uncharacterized. The record is from RefSeq and is a predicted model, not a curated record. The transcript has 3 exons. Bases 1 to 939 code for a protein of 312 amino acids. NCBI's taxonomy places the organism in Eukaryota, Fungi, Ascomycota, Sordariomycetes, Microascales, Microascaceae. Gene Ontology annotation, cellular component: membrane.
AUGGCGGCCGACGAUGGAGGAGCCAUCGGCUUCGUCUUUUACCGAUAUCACCCCUCCAUGGUGGCUGCCGUCAUCUUCAUUAUCCUCUUCUUCCUCUCCGCGGCCUGGCAUGUGAAGCAAUUGGUGACCAGCAGGACCUGGUACUUUAUACCGUUUGUCGUGGGUUGUUUAUUCGAAGCAAUCGGUUACGUCGGUCGCGCCAUGUCAUCGAAAGAGCAUCCCGACUUUACGAAAAACCCCUACAUUAUCCAAUCUCUGCUCCUCCUGCUCGCACCCGCACUUUUCGCGGCUUCUAUCUACAUGAUCCUCGGUCGACUCGUGGUGCGCCUCGGUGCUGACUCCUACUCGAUUAUCAAGCCCAAGUGGCUCACGAAAUUCUUCAUCCUGGGCGAUGUCCUAUCUUUUUUUACACAGGGAGGAGGCGGUGGCAUUAUGGCGACGGCGAAAAGUAGUGAAGAUGCGCGCAGAGCCGAAAAUAUCAUUCUUGGUGGUCUCGCCAUCCAAAUCCUGUUCUUCGGCUUCUUCAUUGUCGUUUCCUUCAUCUUCCACCUACGAAUCAGUCGUCACCCGACUCCACAAUCCCACUCCCUGAAUACGCCGUGGAAGGGUCUCCUCUAUGUCCUCUACGGCUCAAGUAUUCUCAUCAUGAUCCGAUCGGUCUUCCGAAUCAUCGAGUAUGUUAUGGGGUCCGAGGGCGAGUUGCUGUCAAAGGAGGUAUAUCUGUACAUCUUUGACGCAGUGCCUAUGUUUAUCGUGGUUGUCAUGUUUAACUGGUUCCAUCCGAGCCGAGUCAUUAGCCACGAGGCUAAGGAGCCACUUGCGUCCGUCACAAGCCUCGAGGUCCUUGGGGGAGAUCUUGAGAGCGGCCACCAGAAGUCGGCGCAGUGGAGUAGACAAACUCACGAGUACUCAGCAGGGCAAUCCCGCAGCUAUUCUUAG